Sclerotinia trifoliorum is the source of this 1126-nucleotide messenger RNA. The record is from the annotation of a GenBank genome assembly. Lineage: Eukaryota; Fungi; Ascomycota; Leotiomycetes; Helotiales; Sclerotiniaceae.
UUCUCUUCCAAUUCCCCUUCACAGCAUGCUAUCGGGACACACGUAUCUCGACCUACCACUUUUACAAUAUUUCAAAAUGUGUCUUCGAUCACUGAAGAAACAUUCGAGGUCAGGCAAGAACCCUACUUGAUCCAAACAGAAUGUAUCGUGCUCUUCGCUCAAAUAGCCCUUCAAGGGACGAGUCUCUAGGUGCCGAAAAAUUUGUAGAAGUUCCCGAAAAUCAUGAUCCGAAAAAUAUUCUCCACAGGAAUCUCUCGUGGUUUCUCUUCCUACUUUCAUUGAUCGUUAAUUUUAGUCUUGUCGUCGUCAUAACGAUGAGAAGAGAUGUUCCCCAGUGUUUGGAAAGCUCAAAAUUUGGUUUGUUGUUCCCUAACAAUCGAGCCAGUCUCACCUCAUCAAAAUACUGACCAUUUAAUUUCCAGCCGGGUUGAAAAGAACAGUUCCAAAAGCAUGGACUCCAAAUAGUGGUGCAAAUGAAACCGAGCAGGAUGCGCUCUGGGACGAAACAAGCUAUGACCGUGGUCAGAUUGCUCUUGACGACGACUACGCGAAGGGGAUGGGACUCGCCAGGGCUCAGCGAUUUCCUUGGGACCAAUCGAAAGGAAUUUAUCUUAUAAAUGCAUAUCAUAACACACAUUGCGUUGUAAGUACAUCAUUUUGAAGAACUCACAAGGAGAAUUUCUAAAGCUGAUAAACAAACUAGAAAACCAUUCGAACGUCAGUGGUAGAGUUUCACAAUGACGUGCCACAGAGCUCGCCAUAUCUUCAUGUCAUACACUGCUUGAACGUACUUCGCGACGAAGUUGUGUGCAAUGCUGAUGAUACUCCACGAUACACAGGAUUUCAAGAAAACCAGAAGAGCGGCUUGGGGCAAGUACGUAUGUGUCGUGAUUGGAAGCAGCUGGAGGCCUGGGCUGAUGAACACACUGCCUGUUGGAGACACGUUGGAGAAAUAAGGGAGGAUGGAUUCCGCGAAUUGGACAGAUACCGUUUCUGUCCACCUGGAUUGCCUUAUGAAGAGAUGGCUAAAACUGCAUGGCUUCGUCCAGGCCAGAGCAUCGAGUAACGCGCGUUAAUAGCGCAGUGUUUCAAUGUGAAUAUGACUUAGAUCUUAUGAUUUUUAAAG